CCACGGCCUGGUCGAAAUCUAACCUUCCUUAAAUCUUGGUCGCAUUUGGGCAUGAUAACCUUGGACCCGGGGGAACCACACGGAAUGGAUGGAUGGUCCCAAGUGGCAGCAGCAUUUUUAGUAGUUUCUUGCCCCACGACGGUUUUUAGUUGAAAGAAGAAGAACCUCGUCCGAUUGUCCGAGUGAAUUAGAAAGCAGUGAAAGUUGGGAAAGCGGGUUGUUGUAGAAGCGGUGGUGGUGCUGGGUUUUCUCUUGAACCGGGUUCCAAAAAGUCGGUCGGUCGUGGUAUGUUUUGGUAUUUGCAGUCGAGUGAUUGACAACUAACGAUAGAAGGGAAUUGUUGAAUAAUAUCUGCUGAGCAAAUGUCCGAUUUUUCCUCCGUGUGCUUCUUCAUUGUUCCAAAACAAUCCGUUUUCUUCUAUUUAAAAUACUUUAGAAGUAAGUUAAAUGGCGUCGACGACUAAUAAUAUACACACGACGACGACAACUAGUCAUGUCGUGGAUGGGCAGCAGCAACAGCAGCACGGUCAGCAGUUGACCGUGGUUCAGACGUCGCCGCAAGUACAGAUGGUUAAUUCGACUGGUCAGUCACAGCAGCCGAUAAUGGUCCAAACAAUUGGUCAGCCGGGUUUAGCUCAAGCUAUUCAAGUUUUACCGAUUGGAAAUUUUACGAAUAUACAGGGAGCACAAAUUAUUCAAACGGCGGACGGACAAGCUUAUAUCUAUCAGCCGGUAAAUGUUGAUGGGUCAAAUAGUCAACAAGCGACACAAAAUACCUUACUUGGAAUUAACGGAUCUAUGAUUCCAAUCAAUACGUCAAGUGGUGGGGGUCAGUCUACGAUAACAUUACCAACCUCGAUGGUUGGCGGCUCAAAUAUUAUGGUACAAUCGACGGGAGGAAUGCCCAUUGCGCGGAUGCCUAUUCAAACUCCUACAGAAUUACUGGAAGAGGAGCCUUUGUAUGUGAAUGCGAAACAGUAUCAUAGAAUACUAAAAAGACGCCAGGCCAGAGCAAGACUGGAGCAGGAGGGAAGAAUUCCAAAGGAGCGACCAAAAUACCUUCACGAAUCUCGCCACAAGCAUGCCAUGAAUCGAGUUCGAGGGGAUGGUGGAAGAUUUCAUUCAGGAUCUGUCAAAGGGGAAGGAUACGAUGAGGAGGAUGAUCUCAGCGGACAUCACGCCAGUAGCGAUCCAACAGAGGGGUCACUUAUACUCCUUUUGUAAUACAGAAAAAGAAUCAUAAGACGUUGGUUGAAGGUCUUGGAUAACAUUCUCCUUACACACAGACAUUCUACCAAGUCACCCAGUAACACACCCCCAACGGUGUAAGGAUAAUUUUAUUUUGGAGCUUCAACAACUGUAAUGAUUCCGUAAACUUUAUAGAGCAAAUUAUUAAUCUACUACCAUGUUUACAAAUGCCUUGCCCCCACAAUAUCCCCUUCCUAUAAUUGAACCACUGGAUUUAUUAGGGUCCUUAACUUAAUAAAAAAAACUCUUGUAACCAUUGGAAGGAAUAUUUAAUUUCCUUCACAUAGUAGGUCAGCAGAGCAGUCUACAUAACUCCGAAAAGACGCAAUUGGUGCAGCUUAUCAUAUUAUCUGCGCUGGUUUCCAAAACGAAAAAAUUAUAA
Molecule: messenger RNA, 1630 nt
Organism: Folsomia candida
Lineage: Eukaryota; Metazoa; Arthropoda; Collembola; Entomobryomorpha; Isotomidae
Gene: Nf-YA
Product: nuclear transcription factor Y subunit alpha
Exons: 6
Coding region: 448-1224 (258 amino acids)
Biological process (GO): regulation of transcription by RNA polymerase II
Cellular component (GO): CCAAT-binding factor complex
Molecular function (GO): RNA polymerase II cis-regulatory region sequence-specific DNA binding; DNA-binding transcription factor activity, RNA polymerase II-specific
Source: RefSeq, a predicted model, not a curated record